GUAUUCAGACCCCUUGACUUUUCCCACAUUUUGUUACGUUACAGGCUUAUAUAUAAAAAAAAAGAUUACAUUUUUUUUCCCCCUUAAUCAAUCUACACACAAUACCCCAUAAUGAACUAGUGAAAACUGUUUUUUAGAUAUGUUUGCAAAUGUAUAAAAUAAAACAGAAAUCACAUUUACAUAAGUAUUCAGACCCUUUACUCAGUACUUUGUUGGUGCACCUUUGGCAGCAAUUACAGCCUCAAGUCUUUUUGGGUAGGAUGCUACAAGCUUGAAACACCUGUCUUUGGGGAGUUUCUCCCAUUCUUCUCUACAGAUCUUCUCAAGCUCUGUCAGGUUGAUGGGGAGCGUCGCUACACAGCUAUUUUCAGGUCUCUCCAGAAAUGUUCAAUCAGUUUCAAGUCCGGGUUCUGACUGGGCCACUCAAGGACAUUCAGAGAUGUGUCCCAAAGCCACUCCUGCGUUGCCUUCGCUGUGUGCUUAGGGUCCUGUUGGAAGGUGAAUCUUCUCUCCAGUCUGAUGUCCUGAUCGCUCUGGAGCAGGUUUUCAUCAAGGAUCUCGCUGAAGAUCUUUCCCUCGAUCCUGACUAGUCUCCCAGUCCCUGCCGCUGAAAAACAUCCCCACAGUAUGCUUCACUGUAGGGAUGGUGCCAGGGUUCCUCCAGACGUGACGCUUGGCAAUUCAGGCCAAAGAGUUUAAUCUUGGUUUCAUCAGACCCGAUAAUCUUGUUUCUCAUGGUCUGAGAGUCCUUUAGGUGCCUUUUUGCAAACUCUAAGCGGGCUGUUAUGUGCCUUUUUCUGAGGAGUGGCUUCUGUCUGGCCACCCUACCAUUUAAAGGCCUGAUUGGUGGAGUGCUGCAGAGAUGGUUGUCCUUCUGGAAGGUUCUCCCAUCUCCACAGAAGAACUCUGGAGUUUUGUCAGUGACAAUCAUGUUCUUGGUCACCUCCCUGACCAAGGCCCUUCUCCCCCGAAUACUCAGUUUGUACAGGCAACCAACUCUAGGAAGAUAUUUGGUCGUUCCAAACUUCUUCCAUUUAAGAAUGGCGAGGCCACUGUGUUCUUGCCAACCUUCAAUGCUGCAUGAAUGUUUUCUACCCUUCCCCAGAUCUAUGCCUUGACACAAUCCUGUCUCGGAGCUCUACGGACAAUUCCUUCGACCUCAUGGCUUGGUUUUUGCUCUGACAUGUCAACUGUGGGAUAUAGACAGGGACAAGCUGUUCUUCCUCUCUGUCAUCCAGACUGAGGUUCCUCCGCUAUUUGUCAUUGAGUUCCUGCACCGCGUCGCAGAGAUGAUCCAGGACUACUUUGGGGAGUGUUCGGAGACAGUAGUCAAGGACAACAUGGUGAUGGUGUAUGAGCUGUUGGAGGAGAUGCUUGACAACGGGUUUCCCCUGGCAACCGAAUCUAACGUCCUCAAAGAGAUGAUCAGACCACCCACCAUCCUCCGAUCUGUUGUCAACACACUGACAGGGACCAGUAACGUUGGAGACACGUUGCCAACUGGUCAGCUGUCGACCAUCCCAUGGAGGCGGGCCGGAGUGAAGUACACCAAUAACGAAGCUUACUUUGACGUGGUGGAGGAGAUUGACGCUAUCCUGGACCAAUCAGGUACGACAGUGUUUGCAGAGAUCCAGGGCGUGGUCGAGGCGUGUGUCAAGCUGUCUGGUAUGCCCGACCUCACACUCUCCUUCAUGAAUCCUCGUCUCCUUGACGAUGUGAGUUUCCACCCAUGUGUUCGCUAUAAACGCUGGGAGUCUGAGCGCGUCCUCUCCUUCAUUCCUCCCGAUGGGAACUUCACCCUGAUGACCUAUCACGUCAAUGCACAGAAUCUUGUAGCCAUCCCAGUGUAUGUGAAGCAGAGCAUCAGUUUCUUUGAGAGUGGUUCUGGUGGCCGUCUGGACGUGACCGUUGGACCGAAGCAGACCAUGGGGAAGACGGUCGAAGGGGUAGUGGUCACGGUCCACUUGCCCAAAACUAUCCUCAGCAUCAAUCUGACUGCCACACAGGGCAGUUACACAUAUGACAAUGGUACAAAGUUGUUGGUGUGGGACAUUGGAAAGUUGAACCCACAGAAGCUUCCUAACUUGCGAGGUAGUCUGAGUUUGCAGGCUGGAGCCCCCAAACCAGAGGAGAACCCCAGUCUGAACAUCGACCUGAAGAUACAGCAACUUGCCAUAUCAGGACUGAAGGUGAACAGGCUGGAUAUGUUUGGGGAGAAGUACAAGCCUUUUAAAGGGGUUAAAUACAUCACCAAGGCCGGGAAGUUCCAGGUGCGGACAUGAAGAUUGAAACCUAAAGGUCAUAGGUCAACUAGCCAACGUGCCUAAUGCUCUGGGUCAAAGGUCAACUCUUAGACACGCCAGCUGUCAACUAUUAUGCUCUCUAUUUGUAGUUCAGAGCCGUGAUCGGUCCAUUAUGACAAAUGUCUGAAACUUGUAAAAAGGUUCACAUCACUGCAGACUGUUGUGGCUCUGCAACAGCAAACUAUGAAUUGAGCUUUCUACAUGCCAAGUGUCAACUCUUCUACCUUAUGCCUUUUAUACCCCUAUACUCCCUCUGUAUUAGGGACAGAGCCUGUAUUAAUAACUUGGUUGUUUAUUUAAAUGUUUAUUAUUUGGAUGGAAUGGAGUUGUUGGUCUGCGAAGGGAAUUGUUUUGGACAAUCAACCUAUUAUUUCUCCUGUAUCUGGAAUUAAAUAACUGUGUUCCAGCACAGCCCACCUCUC
This is a messenger RNA of Salvelinus fontinalis (brook trout), 2725 nucleotides long. Its product is annotated as AP-3 complex subunit mu-1. Bases 1290 to 2282 code for a protein of 330 amino acids. Gene Ontology annotation, cellular component: cytoplasmic vesicle; clathrin adaptor complex. Lineage: Eukaryota; Metazoa; Chordata; Actinopteri; Salmoniformes; Salmonidae. The record is from RefSeq and is a predicted model, not a curated record. The transcript has 9 exons. Gene Ontology annotation, biological process: intracellular protein transport; endocytosis.